GGAGCCGGCAGCGCCCUGGGAGCGCUCACUCGCUCACAGCAGCGGCCUUGGGACUGGCUCUGCUACCUCUGUCCUGUUGGGCAAGCUCACUCACCGCCUCCCCAGGAGCCACCAGCUUCCUGCCAGCCCCGCCACCCGCCCUGCUACUGCCCACCGCCCUGGCCUGCCACCCAGUGGCUCCUCUGUUGGAAAGGUGGCUGCCCCUUGUGUUCCUCCAUCCAGCCAUGAACUGGUGCCCAUCACCACGGAGAGCGUACCCAAGAAUGUAGUGGAUGUGGGGGAAGGAGACUGCAAGGGUGGAAGCUCUCCCAGAAGCCUCCAGGAGGGCGACUCCAUGAGAGUUUCGCCAAGCAUCCACCCGCAGCCACAGCCUGCCAGUCUCUCUAGAAACAUGAGUGUGAGCCGGGCCAUGGAGGACAGCUGUGAGCUGGACCUGGUGUAUGUCACCGAGCGCAUCAUCGCUGUGUCCUUCCCCAGUGCGGCCAAUGAGGAGAACUUCCGCAGCAACCUCCGUGAAGUGGCCCAGAUGCUGAAGUCCAAACAUGGGGGCAACUACCUGCUCUUCAACCUCUCUGAGCAGAGGCCUGACAUCACGAAGCUCCACGCUAAGGUCCUGGAAUUUGGCUGGCCUGAUCUGCACACUCCGGCCCUGGAGAAAAUAUGCAGUGUCUGCAAGGCCAUGGACACCUGGCUCAACGCAGACCCCCACAACGUUGUUGUUCUCCACAACAAGGGAAACCGAGGCAGGAUUGGGGUUGUCAUCGCGGCAUAUAUGCACUACAGCAACAUUUCCGCCAGUGCUGACCAGGCUCUGGACCGGUUUGCAAUGAAGAGAUUCUAUGAGGAUAAGAUUGUGCCCAUUGGCCAGCCAUCCCAGAGGAGGUAUGUGCACUACUUCAGCGGCCUCCUCUCUGGCUCCAUCAAAAUGAACAACAAGCCCUUGUUCCUGCACCAUGUGAUAAUGCAUGGCAUCCCCAAUUUUGAGUCUAAAGGAGGGUGCCGGCCAUUUCUGCGCAUCUACCAAGCCAUGCAACCUGUGUAUACAUCUGGCAUUUACAAUAUCCCCGGAGACAGCCAGGCCAGCAUCUGUAUCACCAUUGAACCAGGUCUGCUCCUGAAGGGAGACAUCUUGCUGAAGUGUUAUCACAAGAAGUUCCGGAGCCCGGCUCGUGACGUCAUCUUCCGGGUGCAGUUGCACACCUGCGCCAUCCAUGACUUGGGGGUUGUUUUUGGGAAGGAAGACCUGGAUGAAGCCUUCAAAGAUGAUCGAUUUCCUGAUUACGGCAAAGUGGAGUUUGUAUUUUCCUAUGGGCCAGAGAAAAUUCAAGGUAUGGAACACCUGGAGAAUGGGCCUAGUGUAUCUGUAGACUAUAACACCUCGGACCCCCUCAUCCGAUGGGAUUCCUACGACAACUUCAAUGGACAUCGUGAGGAUGGCAUGGAGGAAGUGGUGGGUCACACUCAAGGGCCACUGGAUGGGAGUCUGUAUGCCAAAGUGAAGAAGAAGGAUUCCCUGAAUGGCAGCUCAGGGCCUGUCACUACUGCACGACCUGCCCUGUCAGCUACUCCCAAUCAUGUGGAACACACAUUGUCUGUGAGCAGCGACUCCGGCAACUCCACAGCCUCUACCAAGACAGACAAGACUGAUGAGCCUGUUUCUGGGGCUGCCACUGCCCCUGCGUCUCUGAGUCCUCAGGAGAAGAAGGAGCUUGAUCGCCUGCUGAGCGGCUUUGGUGUAGAUAGAGAGAAGCAAGGCGCCAUGUACCGGGCUCAGCAGCUCAGGCCCCACCCAGCUGGGGGCCCAACCGUGUCCUCUCCCAGCCGCCGCAUCGUCCCAGCCCAGGUUCACGUCAACGGUGGGGCUCUGGCAUCUGAGCGGGAGACGGACAUUCUGGAUGAUGAGCUGCCCAUUCAGGAUGGGCAGAGUGGGGGCAGCAUGGGCACGCUGUCCUCCCUGGAUGGCGUCACCAACACCAGUGAAGGUGGAUACCCAGAGACUCUGUCCCCACUGACCAAUGGUCUGGACAAGUCCUAUUCCACAGAACCGAUGCUCAAUGGUGGAGGCUACCCCUAUGAGUCUGCCAACCGGAUGGUACCCCACAGCAGUCAUUCGGCCCCCAUUCGGCCCUCCUACUCAGCUCAGGAGGGAUUAUCUGGCUACCAACGCGAGGGACCCCAUCCAGCCUGGUCACAAGUGACCAGCGCCCACUGUGGCUAUGACCCCAGCGGUCUGUUCCGAUCCCAGUCCUUUCCAGAUGUGGAGCCCCAGCUGCCCCAAGCUCCAGCCCGUGGGGGCAGCAGUCGAGAGGCUGUGCAGAGGGGCCUGAAUUCUUGGCAGCAACAACAGCCUCACCCACCUCCCCGACAGCAGGAAAGAGCCCCCUUGCAGGGUCUUGCCAGCAGCAAGCCUAGCCCCCAGCUAUCAGCAGAAACACCUAUGUCUACUCUCCCAGAGUUCCCGAGGGCAGCUUCCCAGCAGGAGAUUGAGCAGUCCAUUGAAGCCCUUAAUAUGCUGAUGCUGGACUUGGAGCCGACUUCAGUGGCUGCCCCUCUUCAUAAGUCCCAGAGUGUCCCUGGGGCCUGGCCAGGGGCUUCCCCACUUGCCUCCCAGCCCCUUUUGGGCUCUUCCUGCCAGUCCCACCCACUGACCCAGUCCCGAUCUGGCUAUAUCCCUAGUGGGCAUUCCCUGGGAGCCCCGGAGCUGGUCUCUUCUGGCAGGUCUUAUUCACCUUACGAUUAUCAGCUGCGUCCAGCUGGAUCCAACCAGAGUUUCCGUCCAAAGAGUCCAGCCUCUUCCGUCUUCCUUCCGAGCCCCUAUAGUUCUGCGGGGCCUCAAGAGCCCCCAACCUCUCUUCCUGGUCUCGUCACUCAGCCUCAACUCCCACCAAAGGAGACUACUUCAGACUCCUCCCGAACUCCAGAGGAAGAACCACUGAAUCUGGAAGGACUGGUAGCCCACCGGGUAGCAGGGGUUCAGGCUCGGGAGAGGCAGCCCGCAGAGCCCCCAGCCCCACUGCGGAGGCGAGCAGCCAGUGAUGGACAGUAUGAUAACCAGUCUCCAGAGGCCACAUCCCCCCGUAGUCCUGGGGUCCGCUCCCCCGUUCAGUGCGUCUCCCCUGAGCUGGCUCUCACCAUUGCCCUCAAUCCUGGAGGGCGGCCCAAAGAGCCCCAUCUGCAUAGCUACAAGGAGGCCUUCGAGGAGAUGGAGAGGACCUCCCCAAGUGGCCCGCCAUCCAGUGGGGUGCGCUCUCCUCCAGGUCUGGCCAAGACACCCCUGUCUGCUCUGGGUCUGAAGCCCCACAAUCCAGCUGACAUCCUCCUGCACCCCACAGGUGAGGAAGGUGAGGGGGAGGAGGUGACUCAGCCUCCAGAAGUAAAGACUCAACCACUCCAGCCAAAAGCCAAAGUCAAAGCCAUCUGGAAUCAUAGGGCAAGCGGCCUAGGGGAGCCCCGGAGCUAUGUGGAGUCUGUGGCAAGGACAGCGGUGUCAGGACCUCGAACUCAGGAUGUCGAGCCCAAGAGCUUCAGUGCCCCGACUGCCCACGCCUAUGGGCAUGAGACACCCCUGAGGAACGGGACCCCGGCUGGCUCCUUCGUCUCCCCCAGCCCCCUUUCAACAAGCAGUCCCAUCCUCAGUGCUGACAGCACUUUCGUGGGCAGUUUCCCAUCAGGGGGGAGCAGUGACCAGGGUCCACGGACACCCAUCCAGCCCAUGCUAGACUCCAGCAUCCGCUCAGGCAGCCUGGGGCAGCCGAGUCUGGCAGCACUCAGUUACCGAAGCUCAUCACCGGUGCCGGCUGGCGGCAGCAGCUACAGCAGCCCUGACUACUCCCAUCAGCCACUCAGCUCUACUCCCGAGAGCCAAGCCCAGCCGCAGUUCAGUGCGGCCACCGUCCACACGGUGCCUGGGAGCCCUCAGGCACGGCACAGGACAGUGGGCACCAACACUCCACCUAGCCCUGGCUUUGGCCGGCGGGCUAUCAAUCCCACCAUGGCUGCCCCUGGCAGUCCUAGUUUGAGCCACCGGCAGGUGAUGGGCCCUGGUUUCCAUGGUAAUGUGGUUUCUAGCCACCCAAGCAGCACAGCGACCACGCCUGGAAGUCCCAGCUUGGGCCGGCACCCAGUGGGAAGCCACCAGGUUCCAGGCCUCCACAGCAGCGUGGCCACCACUCCGGGAAGCCCAAGCCUGGGCCGACACCCCGGGGCCCACCAAGGAAAUCUGGCCUCCAAUCUCCAUGGCAAUGCAAUCAUCAGCCCUGGGAGUCCCAGCUUGGGCCGGCACCUGGGUGGAUCUGGAUCUGUGGUUCCUGGAAGCCCCAGCUUGGACCGGCAUGCGGCUUAUGGAGGCUACUCUACUCCCGAGGACCGACGACCAACACUGUCCCGGCAAAGCAGCGCCUCUGGCUACCAGGCUCCUUCCACACCUUCCUUCCCUGUCUCCCCUGCCUACUACCCUGGCCUGAGCAGCCCUGCCACCUCACCCUCACCAGACUCAGCAGCCUUCCGGCAAGGGAGCCCUACACCAGCCUUGCCAGAGAAGCGGAGGAUGUCUAUGGGAGACCGGGCAGGCAGCCUCCCCAACUAUGCCACCAUCAACGGGAAAGUGUCCUCCUCACCCAUUGCCAAUGGAAUGUCCAGUCCCAGUGGGAGCAGCACAGUCUCCUUCUCCCACACGCUUCCAGACUUUUCCAAGUACUCUAUGCCAGACAAUAGUCCCGAGACACGGGCUAAAGUGAAGUUUGUUCAAGACACUUCCAAGUAUUGGUACAAGCCUGAGAUCUCCAGAGAGCAGGCCAUUGCACUCCUGAAGGAUCAGGAGCCAGGCGCCUUCAUCAUCCGUGACAGCCACUCCUUCCGAGGGGCCUAUGGGCUGGCCAUGAAGGUGUCCUCGCCCCCUCCAACCAUCGCUCAGCAGGGCAAGAAAGGAGACAUGACCCAUGAGCUGGUGAGGCACUUCCUGAUAGAGACCGGCCCCAGAGGAGUCAAGCUCAAGGGUUGUCCCAAUGAGCCAAACUUUGGCUCCCUGUCUGCUCUGGUCUAUCAGCACUCCGUCAUCCCACUGGCCCUGCCCUGCAAACUGGUCAUUCCAAGCCGAGACCCCACAGAUGAAUCAAAAGAUAGCUCGGGCCCUGCCAACUCAACCACCGACCUGCUGAAGCAAGGAGCAGCUUGCAAUGUGCUCUUCAUCAAUUCUGUGGAUAUGGAGUCACUCACCGGGCCACAGGCCAUUUCUAAAGCCACAUCUGAGACUUUGGCUGCUGACCCCACGCCAGUUGCCACCAUUGUUCAUUUCAAGGUCUCUGCCCAAGGAAUCACACUGACUGACAAUCAGAGAAAGCUCUUCUUUAGACGGCACUACCCCCUCAAUACUGUCACCUUCUGUGACCUGGAUCCACAAGAAAGAAAGUGGAUGAAGACAGAGGGAGGCGCCCCUGCUAAGCUCUUCGGCUUUGUGGCCCGGAAGCAGGGCAGCACCACGGACAACGCUUGCCACCUCUUCGCAGAGCUUGACCCCAACCAACCUGCUUCUGCCAUUGUCAACUUCGUCUCCAAGGUCAUGCUAAGUGCUGGCCAGAAGAGAUGAAUCCUGGAGUCCUUGCCCAAGGCUGGGGCACUGGGGAUGGGGCGUGUGGGAGAGGGGACCUGUGAAUCCUGACCACCUUAAAUCCAGAAAGAGGACUUUUGGGUUGACUGUGGAGAAGGCGAGUAGGAAGUGCUUCGCCACUGGGGAGAGGGAUGCGAAUGGUGGAGGGGAGGGGAAAGGGAGGAGGAGAAAGCAAGGAUGGAAGAGAGGAACUCAGACUCCCCUGUACAGAUGGAAGCCACGCCUCCCAAAGCCUCUCCAGCUAGCUCCCCUCCCUCUCUGAGAGAACUGAGCUCCCACAGGGAACACACAGGCCUCUUUUGGUGGUGGCAGGGGACCAGAUUUCACAGAGCAGCAACAAAGCUUGUUCUCCCUACUCUCCUGCCUUGAGAGAAGAAGCUGAACCUACUUCUCUGGAGGUAAGGUUGGCUAAACCCAGUGACCAGCGUGUGACAUCAAGCGGUGAUACUUUUUUACAUUUUGCUCACCUGAGGCACCCAUGGUCUGUGCUUGCUCUGACUUCUUGUUGCAGGGUGUAAAAUGCGCCCCACCCCCACCCCGCUCCCCGUGCACUGAUCACUGAUCGAUACCUGCCUCUAUCCACUCGAAUUACAAACAGCUCUGCUUGUCUGUGACCCUUGUGAUACACACUGACCAAAGAAGGCUAGGGAUAUGGGGUGGCAUGGCGCCAGGGCAGAGACAAGCUGUCUCCUGAAGGAGCAUAGCAUUAUGGGUAGCAGAGUCCCCUCUCUGUUCCGACAACUGCCCUCUAAUGGCCCUGGGGGCCUCCAGUCUGUCCCCUGUAGCGACCCUGGUACAGAGGGCAAAGCCCACCUGCUGCAUUAGCCUUGCUCUGUCUCCGAGACUGAAGCUGGGUUGGAGGAAGAAGCGAUGCCCUAGGUCUUGGAAAAGAUAGCGGUUAGGGAAGGGUGGCAUCUUUUCUUGGCGUGUGGAGAGUUGAACAUGCGCACUGAUAGUGUCCAGCGCUAAGUUGGGCAUGCGCACUGAUAGUAUCCAGGACUCUGCCUUAUUCCCUUCUUACAGUCCGGUUCCUGGAUCGGGAGUGCCAGCACUAGCUUUGUCCUUGCUCACCUGCUUGAGGCCUACUGGGGGUCGGGAGCUGUGCCUUUCUGACCUACCCUGUCCUAUAUAGUCCUUCUGUUGGCUUAUCCCAGGAGCCUGCUGCCCAGAGUCCUGCCCAGGGCACCUGGGGAGGCCCGGAGCCCUGUUUUCCUCCCUGUGUUUUGGGGUCUGAUGGUUGCAGAUCCCUUUCUGGCUGGGCUGCCCAGGGUGACAUCAGAGCACCUCUGGGGAUGCUGCUGGAGAACCAUGUGGUCCUCCUACAAUGCCAAAGCUUCCCUGUUCCCCUUCUGCCUCAGUUUCCCCAGCAGAACCGUGUUCUCUGUGGGACAGAGGACAGAAGGUAUGAAUUUAGGCCAAAGGUCCUAUGGUCCAUUUGUGGGGUUGGGAAGGCCCCUGUCACCGCUCAGGCCUCCAUUUAAGCCCAUGGGGGUCCCUAGGGGUGGUAUUGUACUGAUAUAUAAAUAUAUAUAAUAUAUACAUGAGACAUACUGAUAGAAUCUGUAAGCUAAUAAAAAUAUAAGAAAAGGUUAAAAAAAGAAUAGGUAAAUUGACAAGAAAUAUUUAUUGUUUUUCCCCAUAUUGCUUUAUUGCCCCUGGCCACAAACUGUUUCCUUUUCUUUCCUAAUUUGUAAGUGGAGCCUGAACUGCAGUGGGGGUCUUUAUAUCCGGCUCAGUCUGGGACUUGGGGGAUAACGCUCUGGCUGCUUAGUUUUGGCCAGCAGUAGCCGAGCUGCCAGCAUCCUGGAUGUGAGGACGGCUGCUUCCAUCGCCCCAGGUCUGAGCCAGCGUGUGUUUGGGAUGCAGGUGUAUGGCCGUGGUGUGUGCAUCUCUUGGAUUCCCCCCCCCCUUACGGGGGAGCUUUGACUGUGUGGCACUGUUUUGAGGAGUUGGAGAAAAGAGUAGGGAUCAUGGGUAGAGGCCCCUUUGGGUCCCGCUUCCCAAAGAAUAAAUGGGCUCAGUGAUCAAGCUCCUUCUAAAGUGUCCUUCCCGCUGAGGUGUUCAAGGCCAAUGCCUCGAUUACCAUUCUCUUCAAUCCCCAAAUGAACCCCACUUCUUCCCAAGUUAGAAGAAAAAUUUUCUCAUCCCCCUUCUUUGUAAAUACCCUCACCCUGCUGCGCAGUCCGCGGAGGCUUCUCCCGGCUGGAACGUUCGCGUGAGUCUUUGAGGAACGUCGGAGCCUCUGCAGCCUGCCUUGGGCCAUCCUCCAGUCUGCCUCGAGUCUGGGGUCAACCUUCACACGUGGUUUCACCUUCUCAUGCUGCACCCAGGCCCAAGCCAUGUGUGAGUCAUGUGAAGGACUGAGGUGGAUGCUGGGAAGUGGGUUCCUCCUUCCCAGCAUGCCUGUAGAAGGAAUGGACACCUGAGUUUGACUUUUUUUGGAAGGAUGUUGGAGAAGGGGCUUCAGUUCUUACACUGGGAACCGCACUGUAGUCUGCCCUCUUCCUCACUGUGAUUCUCACCGGUGGGCCUUGCACAUUCAUGCACGCACACACAUGCGCACACACGUGCACACACACACACACAGACCACACGCACUCUCACACCUCCGUAUGCAACCUAUUCUUGCCAAAGAUUUCCUUUAAACAAGAAUGCUUUCUUUUUUACCCAUUGUUUUUUGUGAGUGGUCUGUUUUGUUGUUCUGUGUAGUUGAGUCUGUAUGUCAGCAGGGAGAGUGCUGUCUGCUCUUAACCGUGAGUGAAGGAGGAGUAAGGAAGAUGAACAUGGCAGCCUGUGAUGUCAUCAGCGGGACCCCUCAGCUACAGCCCAGGUCCAUAUUGCCUCUGGCAACUCAGAAGAUUGUUGAGGUUGGCCAGUGGCCUCAACCUCCCAGAUUAUCUGGAGGUGAGCUGAUUGAGCCAGGUUUAGGGGAAGGGAAGGCCCCCAUAUUUCUGGGGGUAAGGAUGAAGAGCUGGGCUAGAAUACACUAGACAGGUGGCCCCUAAGGGAAGUCUGGGAAAAACUAAUAAUUGGAUACUGAGAUCUCUAUUGUUCUGCUGUGGGUCCCUGGCUCCCUUGUCCAGCUUUGUCUGAGGAACGAAUUCACAUUUGAGGUUUGGAGUGGAUGUUCUCUGGCAACUUAGAUAGCUUUGGUCACGAUUGCCAGAAUUUCUGGUACACCCUGGCUUUGGAGAGUCCCUGGAGAUACCUGUCUCGUGGUGUAGGGAGGACACUGUGGCGGUGUGCCCCUCUAGAAAGGGGCUGUCAGGAGAGGGAGAGACCCUGCUCCAGGCCUGACUAGGGAUGAAACAGGUUCCUUGUGCUGUCUGGGAAACGCAGGAGAGACAAGUCAGCGAACAGCAUCCUUCCUGCUCUGGAUUUUCUUCUCCGUCCUACCUCCCAGGGUUUCUGGCCCUCUUUCACCAGCUUCAGAUCUAGGGGAGAUCCAUCUAGGGGAGCCAACCCUCUCCUGCCUCCAUGCCUUGGGUCCUAGUGGACCCAAAGCGAGGGCCACCCCUGCACGUAGGCCUUGGCAGAAGAUCUCGAGAUUGGUGUUUCCAUGGUCCGUGGUGGCAGGACGUAUGUAUGUGUGUGUGUGUGCAAGUGUGGGUGUGUGUGCAUGGUUCGCUCUCUUUAGGGAGCUUCGCGUGGGAGAUGGAGGUGGUAGAUGGAGGGAGGGAUGUCAAGUUCAGUGCGACCCAGUAGUGAGAAGAACCAGGAGGUGAGGCCUGGUGGCCCAUGGAUUAGCAGUGUUUUAGUGCUGGUAACGGAGGGGAUAGCCACGCGGGAUAAGGCUCUGCAGGUCUCUUCCUUGCUGUCUCCUGUCUCCUCAAAGGACUGAGAAGUUGGAGGGUCUCAGUUGGUUUCCAUGCCUGGGCCCCUCACGGCAGCAAGGCCAUGGAUGUGCGGCACACCCAUGCAUCUUCCCGUCAGUGUUCACAACCCAGUCCUCCCUGUGAACCCACAUUUGGCUCGUAUGUGUGUGAGCACAUUGGGGUGUGCAUAUGGUAUCUCCCCCACUUUCUUCCCUUCUUUCAUUCAAAACAAAUGUAAGAAGUUCCUUAUAUACUGUUAUCUCAACCCUGCCCCCCCCCAGGCCCUCUUCUGGGAGACCCAUACCCAGAGUCCAUCUUCUGCUCCCUACUCCAGCCCUCUGCCCCCUGCCCCCUGCCCUCUGCUGUGUAUUUAUAGAUGGAAAUAUACUUUAUAUUUUGUAUCAUUGUGCCUAUAGCCUCCGCCACCUUGUAUAAACCCUGUUGUAUGGCAAGCGUUCUGGAUCUGAAUGUAUUACACAGAAGCUACCCGCUCUGUACAGCCGCUUGUCUCUUACAAUCAUUGUAUGGCUUUAUAAAUGAUACCGAGAAACACGAA
Molecule: messenger RNA, 9976 nt
Organism: Myodes glareolus (Bank vole)
Lineage: Eukaryota; Metazoa; Chordata; Mammalia; Rodentia; Cricetidae
Source: RefSeq, a predicted model, not a curated record